Alternaria incomplexa is the source of this 1818-nucleotide messenger RNA. RefSeq lists its product as uncharacterized. Bases 1 to 1818 code for a protein of 605 amino acids. Lineage: Eukaryota; Fungi; Ascomycota; Dothideomycetes; Pleosporales; Pleosporaceae. The transcript is spliced from 2 exons. The record is from RefSeq and is a predicted model, not a curated record.
AUGUACCUCUCUCAACGCGACUUGUAUAUACUGUUGUUGCAAUCCACCAGAAGGCAGCGCAAAGGAGCCACUAGGAAGCUACAGAGACUUUUCGUUAGACAUGUCGAGAUGCGCCUCACGAGGAAGCGCCCGAGCUUUAUACAGCAGCCAAGCGCCUUACUUAACCAUCCAUACAACUUCCACGCGAUCAGCUUCGACGUAUCUGAGGAGCUUGGGUGGCAGAUGAACAGCCUCCUGAUCGCUCUCAAGCCGACUCCAGUCAAGGCGGUCAUGUUCAGUCCAAACAGCGUCGUGGUUUCAGGCACUGUGGACCAGGUGCUACACACAUAUCAGCAUCUACCAAAACCAGAGCUCCUCAUGGUUCCCACUUUCCACAUUGGAAACCUCGCCCGCAUUCCCAGCCACGAAGCAUUCAUGCACCGCCUUUGGACAUUCCUCGACACACGAGACCAGUAUGAGCGCCGCACAAUCAAGUUCCACAAUACCUCCGUCACACGUCAAACCAUAUAUGGACCAAUGCAGCGGGCGCCCAAAGGCUACUACCUACCCAAAGACGCACCUCCUCAAAUCCGAGAGCUGACUGGUCAUUUUGGCUUGUGCAUCAGCCUCAUUCGGAUCGUAUCUAGUACCUUGUUCGAUGAUCUGAAAGAUCGAACCCUCGACCUCAUCGUCGCCCCUUACGCCCCCGCAGAAAUUGUCCGCGGCAUGAUUAGCAGCAAGCACCAGUACCGAGUCCGUUCUGUGUCGAUCAUCAACGACAACCAUAAGGACAACACUCUCAUGGACGACGUGCUGACGCGACUCUUCAAGCAAAUGCCCAAUGGCAUCAUUCUGGAAGAACUUCGAGUGGCCGAAGUCAAUCUUCUUCUCAAAACGGGCUACGUUCCACAACAUGCCUAUCUUGUCAACAAAAUCGGCCUCUUACGACUGUACAACUGCCCUGGCUUAAGCCAAUUCACAAGCGUCGAUGCCUUCAGAAACUCUGAUCUACACACGUUUAUCUACCUACGGGAGUACCCAAAACUGAACCCAGAAGUACGGGAUGGAGUCUUUCGCAAUGUGACAAGACAUUGCAGCAAAUUGGAGCACUUCUGCUUCCACGCGCGAAGAGACAAUUCGGACGAGCAAGUCAAAACUGCGCUCAGCGCUCCUGAUGCCAAUGGCCAAACAAAGGCUGUAUCGAGGAAAGAGCGAAAGAAGGCUCGACAAAGCGAGGUGUAUGGCAUCGGGCACCUGCUGCGCAAGUCGCCGCCAAUGCUGAAGACAAUUUCCCUGCGCAUUGGAGAGAGGUCAGAAGUUCCUGACCAGGAACUACAACUCCUGGGUCAGUACUUCCCAGAUCUAAGACACGUUGGCAUUCCAUGCCCAGUGCUCUGGGAUGCGAUUGAAGUAGGUCACUUGAGUGACGAUAUGUGGAGAGAUGUUGGUGAACAAACAACAAUUCUCUCCACUAUCUAUGGACUCGAAUACCUGCAUUUGUUUGUCGCAAAUCUGGGGACAGAGCCUAGGAUGGGCACCAAGGCCAUCAGCACGGCACUCCAGCGUGUUGCGUACGAAGUCCUCGCUAUCGUCUCAAGUGAGUGUAGAGGACUCAAGUACCUCUCCAUCACGGUAAGGGACUUCGUCGAGCACGCUGGAGGGAAGUCGGAACCUGUGGCUGUGCACCUGAAGGUCAACAGGGAUGACUCAAAGCAGUCGGAGCUUGUGUGGGCGAAGGAGCUUGGGGUCGACAUGGAGCUGUAUGGUGACACAAAGGAGUGUACAUACGAGGGCCUCGUGGAUACGAAGACGGCGCGGUGGGCGAGGCCGAAGUACUGA